CUGUUUCUGUCUGUUUCCUCCACAGAUUUCAGAGUGCUUAAUGCCUUUAAUGUCUAUUGACUCAUACGCCCACCACUAAGGAGUUGGUUCCUCCUGCAACUCUCCCAUCCCUGUCCUGCUGCUGAGAAGUUUUGUCCUCUCAUAUUUCGACCCCAGUUCCAAUGGAGAACCUGAGUGAACUGCAGAACCCGUUGCUGGACAAAAACAGUAAGCAUAUGGUCAAUGGUUACGGAGGAGAAUUCCCCAAUAACCAAUACCAAGAAAACAUUAUUAACUACUUUGCUGGAGGAGGAGGAGGAGGCGGAGGAGGUGGAGGUGAUGGCGGUGGAGGAGGAGGAAAGGUAAAUAACGGGAAUCUAGUCAGUGGAGGAAGUAUCAGCACCAAUGGCAAGGUGAAAUCACAGCAAUUUCUGGAUGCCACCUCACUGCAUCUGGCAGUUGAGGCCUUCUACAGGCCUAACUUCAUCCUGUACAAAGAGGACAGCGGAAGUAUCAAGGCUAAGGAAUACAAAAAUGAGUGCUGUGAGACUACCUUUACCGAGAAGAAGGCAAAGGAGGUGUCCAACACAGCAGGGGGGGACACACCUGGUGCAGAGGACCCUCAGACCAAGCUGCUGGAGGACGGUGAACAUGUCAAGAUUCAAACUGUCUCUUACGAGGUGGAGGAGGAGGAGUAUGUGGAGUAUGAGACGGACUGCUCCAGUGACAGUGAGAGUGAAGAUAACUUCAUAGUUGUUCCACCACGAGACCACCUUGGCCUGGCCAUAUUCUCCAUGCUCUGUUGUUUCUGGCCUUUGGGGAUAGCAGCCUUUUACUUCUCACAGGGG
Messenger RNA from Fundulus heteroclitus (mummichog), 827 nucleotides. It is a transcript of the gene syndig1l, whose product is annotated as synapse differentiation inducing 1-like. Gene Ontology annotation, cellular component: membrane; intracellular membrane-bounded organelle. NCBI's taxonomy places the organism in Eukaryota, Metazoa, Chordata, Actinopteri, Cyprinodontiformes, Fundulidae. The record is from RefSeq and is a predicted model, not a curated record. The transcript is spliced from 2 exons. The annotation marks the transcript as partial.